AAAAUCACAGAAGAAGAAGAAGAAGAACAUUCAGCGGAGUCUCCGUUAAAACAGAUUCAAUAAAAGUCAGGCCAGCUGUGGCCACCACCUUGCUGCUGCUUCCCCGAUGCUGGCUUAUGCUCGCCACGUUCUCCGUCCCUGUUCCUUCGCACUUGCUUUAUCCAAACGUUCUGCCCAUUUAAUGGCAGCUGAUGCUGACCGGCCUAUCGAGGCCUCCAUCCGCUCUAAACUCACUCAGGCUUUUGAACCCGAGUACCUGGAGGUGCUGAACGAGAGCCACAUGCAUGCUGUGCCGCCGGGCUCAGAGUCUCAUUUCAGGGUGCUGGUGGUAAGCUCUCGUUUUGAUGGUCAGUCCCUGUUGCAACGCCACCGCCUGGUCAAUGAGGCCUUGAGCCAUGAACUAAGUACCAGUGUUCAUGCCCUUGCCAUCCAGGCCAAGACGCCACAGCAGUGGAGCAGCAACCCCACACUGGCCAAGAGCCCGCCGUGCCUAGGAGGCUCAAAACAUGACAGCACCAUGGCUGAAAAGCUCAAAGCUGGGAUCGACUGAAGUUGAAAAAACAUUAUUUUAAAAGUGUGGUAGAGAAAAUGUUUGUGUUGCUUGAGCAUUAACUGUUUGCAGUGCACAGGAAUGGAAUUACAUUAGUUAUUCUGAAUUAAUCAAAAAUAUUAUUUGAUUGCAUCUGUGAUUAUGAAGUAUAGUAGUAUAAAUGUUUGUAUUUGUAAGUUGAUAUACAACUUGAGUUAAAGUGAUAUUUAAAACAUUAAAAGUGCAGUAAGCUCA
Messenger RNA from Trichomycterus rosablanca, 784 nucleotides. RefSeq names its product bolA family member 1 (gene bola1). Gene Ontology annotation, cellular component: mitochondrion. NCBI's taxonomy places the organism in Eukaryota, Metazoa, Chordata, Actinopteri, Siluriformes, Trichomycteridae. The transcript is spliced from 2 exons. The record is from RefSeq and is a predicted model, not a curated record. Bases 107 to 550 code for a protein of 147 amino acids.